AUGCUCGCAACCUUCCGCUCGAUCGCGCUGAGCGUCAUGCAAAAGUACGCCGAGUUCGGCGUCGAGGCCGCGCCGCCCAAGCCGUACCCGUUCGACGUGGCGGUCCUCCCAACACGCGACGACCUCGUCGACAUGUGGCUGCCGCUGGAGCGAGAGCGCACGGCGCCGCUGCGGUCGGGCACCGACACGAUGGCACGGACGUGCAAGCUGCAUGGCGACACGGUCUUUCUCAAGUGCAUCGACUUGACGACGUCGUCGACCGCCAACAAGACAGACUUUGUCGCGAAACUCAAGGAGAUGAAGGCGCUGCGCCACAAGAACAUUGUCGAGGUGCAAGGCGUCUCGCUCGUCGUCUACUCGACAACGCUCUGCGCCGCCAUGGAGUUUAUGGCCCAAGGCUCGGUGCUCAACGUCAUUUACAACAAGAAGACGGAGCUUAGCGCCAAGCAGAUGUGGGCCAUGUGCCUCGACAUUGCCGAGGGCCUCGCCUACCUCCACAAGGACGCCAAGCGUGCGCACGGCAGCCUCUGCACCAUGCACGUGCUCGUCAACGCCGCGGGCACUUGCAAGCUCAACGUCCAGGCGAUUGUCAAGGCGCCAGCGAGCGUUGACGCGUACGGUGUCAUGGAGAUGGCCUACCGGGCGCCGGAGACGCUGGAUGGGCACCACGCCCUGGACCUCGCCGCGCGCCAAGCCGCCGACAUCCGGUCGCAGCCCUAUGCACAAGUCUAUGCCGAGCAUGGGUACGUGCGCGGCGAUCUGCUUAUUGCACAGGCCAAGGUGACGGGGGCGCUCGCCCCGUUUUCGACGCCGGCGACGUGGCCCACUGACGCCGCAAGCGUCAUCACGCGGUGUCUUGCGACAGAGGCGUCGGUCCGACCGUCAAUCACCGAGGCUGUCGCCGUCGUCUCGGCGCAGGUCGCGCAAUUCGCAUAG
Molecule: messenger RNA, 936 nt
Organism: Saprolegnia parasitica CBS 223.65
Lineage: Eukaryota; Oomycota; Saprolegniomycetes; Saprolegniales; Saprolegniaceae
Product: serine/threonine protein kinase
Exons: 2
Coding region: 1-936 (311 amino acids)
Biological process (GO): protein phosphorylation
Molecular function (GO): protein kinase activity; ATP binding
Source: RefSeq, a predicted model, not a curated record